GAUGGGGAUAGGAUAGGGAUCGAGAUGGGACCGCAUCUGGUCCCGCGAGUCGCGGUCCCGUGUGGUCCGCAUGGGUCCCGACCCGCCCCAGCCCUAUUCCUAUCAAGUUAGAGAUAUACAAUAUAUACAAUUUCCAUAUUGAAUGUAUACAGAUUUUCAAAGGGAAUUUUGAGUGGUAAUGGCUAAUCUAUCUGUUUUUUAAAGACUGGGGGCUGAAUGCUCUGGUAUCAGAGUCAAACUGUAGUCAUCCUGUUUUUUCAUCGGCAAGGAAAUGCCAGUGUUUUGCCACUGGAGAAUGGCUUUAAUGAUUCACUCUCUAUGUUGAAUUCUGAGAAGGCUGUAGAAGAACUUAUUCAACAGCCUCUUCUUCACGGGAUUGAUGAUCAUCUUAUUGAGUUUGCCGAGGCUUUGAGAACUGUCGCAAAGGCACUAAGACAAGCUGCUGAAGGGAAGGCUUCUGCACAAGCUGAGGCUUCUGAAUGGAAACGGAAAUAUGAGUUGGAGAAGUCACGUAAUUUGCAGUUAGAGAAAAGAGCAAUUCCAUCAGAGAAGCAUUUGGAUGAGAAUGGGCGAGUAGUACACUUGACAAACAAACCUGUAUUAUCAGAUGGUGCUGCAGAGAAAUCCGACAGGUGUUGUGGGGAGCAUGGAAUUUGCUCUCAUCAGGUUCUUCGUGAUGGAGAGCAUGAUCAUGAUGCCAGUGUUGUUCCAAACAAGAUGAUCAGAAAGAAUGAACUUCGGCAUGUUAUCAUAUACUGGUUCGGAGACAAGAUCUUUCCUUCCUGUGCAUCAUUCAAGUUGUCAUGGUGUUGCAAAGGUGAGAAAAGUGAUCAGAAAAAACACGAUAUUGUCUCUUUUGAAAAGGGAAACAUAACAACUGCAGAACGCAGCAGUAAACAGAUUUCUUUGAAGUGGGAAUCUCCCCCACAAACAGUGCUUAUAUUGACAAAGCCAAAUUCAACUGCUGUUAGAAUGCUUUGUUCAGAAUUGGUCAGAUGGCUAAAAGAGCAGAAAAGCUUAAACAUUUUUGUUGAACCACGGGUGCACACUGAACUUCUAACAGAGUCGUCAUAUUACCAGUUUGUACAAACUUGGGAAAAUGACAAGGAAAUUCUGUUUCUCCACACAAAGGUUGAUCUUGUUGUAACUCUCGGUGGGGAUGGAACCGUCCUUUGGGCAGCGUCGAUGUUCAAAGGUCCAGUUCCUCCGGUUGUCCCAUUUUCUUUAGGUUCUCUUGGCUUCAUGACCCCAUUUUAUAGUGAGCAUUACAAGGAAUGUCUUGAUUCAGUUCUUCGUGGUCCCAUAAGCAUCACACUGAGGCAUCGUCUCCAGUGUCACGUGAUUAGAGCUUCAGCUAAAAGUGAUCUGGAUAGUGAAGAGCCCAUACUUGUUCUCAACGAAGUCACAAUUGACCGUGGGAUUUCAUCAUUUCUAACAAAUCUAGAAUGCUAUUGCGAUAAUUCUUUUGUUACAUGCGUACAAGGAGAUGGUUUAAUUUUAUCGACAACAUCUGGAAGCACUGCAUAUUCUCUUGCAGCUGGAGGGUCAAUGGUCCAUCCUCAGGUUCCCGCCAUCCUCUUUACACCUAUCUGCCCACAUUCUUUAUCCUUUCGUCCGCUCAUUUUGCCUGAGCAUGUGACAGUCCGAGUACAAGUACCAUUCAACAGUAGAGGUCAUGCAUGGGCAUCAUUUGAUGGGAAGGACCGGAAAAAGUUAGCACCAGGGGAUGCCCUUGUUUGUAGCAUGGCCACUUGGCCGGUGCCAACUGCAUGUCAAGCUGAUUCUACCGGUGACUUUUUACGUAGCAUACAUGAAGGUCUUCACUGGAAUUUGAGGAAGACGCAGCAGGCUUUUGAUAGUCCCCGAGAGACAUGAUCUUUUACUAACCUUUUUAUCUGGUAAGGAAAUGAGAGGUUUUCAGAAUCCGUCUCAUUUUGAAGUGGGCAUCAAGACUUCAUUCUCAAUUAAUGCAGAGGGAUCCUGAUGCACAUACGCAUAUACGUUCAAAUGUAGAAUUGAUAACUUUGAGAAUCAUGAGUUUCAACCUUAGGUGGUUUAUUGUUGUUUGUAACUUAGACAUAAUAUAAUAAUAAUAAUAAGAAGAAUGUAGAAGGAAAUUUAUACCAUUUUGUACAGUUCUUUUUACGUGAAAUUCCUGUACCUCUUAUCCUGGUUUAUGAGGGAAGGCAAGCUUCGGGUUCUUGACGAGUAAGAGUGGAAAAAUGUGUGUUUGCGCUUUUGGUUCAUGUAAUAAUGUAAUUUUUUGGUUGUUA
This is a messenger RNA of Lycium barbarum (goji berry), 2273 nucleotides long. Its product is annotated as NAD(H) kinase 1. Gene Ontology annotation, biological process: NADP+ biosynthetic process; NAD+ metabolic process. The coding region runs from base 217 to 1875 and encodes 552 amino acids. Lineage: Eukaryota; Viridiplantae; Streptophyta; Magnoliopsida; Solanales; Solanaceae. The transcript is spliced from 12 exons. The record is from RefSeq and is a predicted model, not a curated record. Gene Ontology annotation, molecular function: NAD+ kinase activity.